Messenger RNA from Sporothrix brasiliensis 5110, 918 nucleotides. Its product is annotated as methyltransferase. The record is from RefSeq and is a predicted model, not a curated record. The coding region runs from base 1 to 918 and encodes 305 amino acids. The transcript is spliced from 2 exons. Gene Ontology annotation, molecular function: oxidoreductase activity. Lineage: Eukaryota; Fungi; Ascomycota; Sordariomycetes; Ophiostomatales; Ophiostomataceae.
AUGGCCGUCGACGCUGAAGAUGUGCCACUGUUGGCCAGCGGCGCCAACAAGGGCACCGCUGUGCUGGGCAAGAUGCAUUUCCUGGCGCGCGAGGCCAAGUAUGCGCACGAAAAGCCGUACACGCUGCGGUACACGCCGGCGCCCGAGAGCGGCCUCCCGCAGACCAACAUUGCGCGCGUCGAGCACCCGGUCGUGUUCCGCGACUGGCGGGGGCGGACGGACCUGCCGUACGACGAGUGCGGGUUUGGGAUGGUGACGCUGGACGACGAGCUCGACGGAAGGUUUGGCGAACGGUUCGGCUACGACGACUACGAGCACAGCGACCGCAUCGAAGGCCGGCAUGCGCCGCGCGUGCUCGAGGCGGUGCGGGCGGCGCUCGGCGCCCAGUCGGCCGAGCUGGUCGACUACGUCGUGCGGCGGCGGCAUGCGGCGUGGCCGGUGUCGACGGGCGAGCCGUAUGCAUUCCAGCAGCCGGCAUCGCGCGCCCACAUUGACCAUACGCAUGCCGGCGCGGUGGCCGUGAUCCGCGAAGCACGCGGCGCAGAGGCAGAGGCCGUCCUGUCGCGACGGUGGCAGCUAGUAAACGCGUGGCAUCCGCUGCGCGGCCCGUUGGUGGACUGGCCGCUGGCCGUGUGCGAUGCGCGCACAGUGGACUUUGCACGCGACACCAUGGCGGGCGACGUGGUGGACCGGCACCAGGUGUUUGAGAACACGCAGGUGCACUUUGACGCGCGGCAGGCGUGGUACUACUUGCAGCACCAGAUGCCGGACGAGGUCGUCUUUUUCAAGAAUGCCGACAGCCGCGAGCCCCAAGGGGCGUCGCCGGGCGUACCACAUGCAGCGUUUGAUAACCCGUUGACGACAGACGAGGACGUUCGGCGCGAGAGCAUUGAGAUGCGCAUCCUUGUGGUGUGGUAG